UUAAUCAAAUCUAGGAAGAAAUACUAACAGGGCGUUGUUCUUUUCUUCAUUCUCACGUUGUAGAAGGCUGAAAAAGCUUCAUCUUUAGUAGGCUGGCUUCUGGGGCAACCAAUUUGUACACUCCAUAUUUAUUGCUUUGUCCUCACCCUCACUCCACACUCCUCACUCCUCACUCAACUCCAAACUCAAACUCCCAACGGUCAGUUCUUCUCAUAGAUCUUUCAUUUUCAGCUUGAACCCAAUGGAGAAGCCUCUUGAACUGGCACGUUCCAAGGACCCAAAGGACCGAGCAACAGGGGCAGAGCUUCUUCAUUCUCUUCUCCAGUCUUCCACCAAACCUUUGUCUUCCUCUGACGUCGAAUCUCUCGUGUCAGCUUGUCUUGACCUCCUCAAUGACCCAUCUAACUUAAAGGCCUCUUUGGGAGCUCUACAGUGUCUAGCAUCUGCUGCCGUGCUCUCAGCUGACCAUUUGAAGCUGCAUUUUGAUGGGGUUUUGCAUACUGUUGUGGAGUGUUUAGGGGAUGACAAGCAGCCUUUGCGUGAUGCAGCUAGAGGGUUGUUGUUGACUUUCAUGGAGGUUUCUUCUCCAACUAUCAUUGUUGACAAAUUUGGGCCUGUCACCUGGGUGCAUAACAGCUUGAGAAUUCGUGAAGAGUUUCUGAAGAUUGUCACUUCUGCCAUCACUGUGUUUGCAUCUAUGGAGUUCAUGAAGGCUAUUCUUCCUCCUGUAUUGCAGAUGUUGAAUGACUCAACUCAGAGCAUUAGAGAAGCAGCUACGUUGUGCGUUGAGGAAAUGUAUAUGCAGUUUGGGCCUCAAUUUCUUGCUGAACUCCAGCAAAACAAUCUUCCCUCAUCAGUGUUAGGAGAUAUUAAUAGCAGACUACAGCAGAUAGAGCCAAAGGUUUGCAGUUCCAAUGGACUUGUGUGGUGUACUUCCCCUGAUGGAGUUGACUUGGUCAAGGGGAACCAAGCAGAGACCAGUCCUAAGACAAAGGGUUCUGUUAAAGAGGUAUCUGUUUCUGGAGGAGAGAUUGACUUAACAGAUAAACUGGUAGUUCCAGUUACUUUAUACUCUGAAAAGGAGCUACUAAGAGAAAUGGAGAAGAUUGCAUGUAUGCUUACAGGGGAAAAUGAUUGUUCUUUUCGAAUAGCUGCCAUGCAACAAGUUAAAGCUCUUGUCAUUGGAGGUGCUGUUGAUUAUCCUUGCUUUCAUGCUCUCUUGAAGCAACUUGUUGCACCUCUUUGCAGACAGUUAUCUGAUCGAAGGUCUAGCAUUGUAAAGCAGGCCUGUCAUCUCUUAAGUUUCUUGUCGCAAGAGUUGUUGGGAGAUUUUGAGGCUUGCGCAGAAAUGUUCAUUCCGGUCCUUUUCAAGCUGGUUGUGAUAACUGUUCUUAUAAUUGCUGAAUCUGCGGACACCUGCAUCAAAACAGUAUGUGCAGACAAUAUGAAAAUCUCUGUAACUUUUUUUCUGUUUUUUACCUGGUUGCUUGUAUUGAUGCAUUUCUUCACUGUCCAGAUGCUGCGUAAUUGCAAAGUUUCCCGUGUGCUUUCUCAAAUAGUUAAUCAUGCAAAACAUGACCGCAAUGCAGUACUCCGUGCUAGAUGCUGUGAGUACUCACUUCUGAUGCUAGAGUAUUGGGCUGAUGCGCCAGAAAUACAGAGAUCAGCUGAUCUUUACGAGGAUCUCAUAAAAUGCUGUAUAGCAGAUGCAAUGAGUGAGGUACGGUCAAAUGCUAGACGUUGCUACAGAAUGUUCAAGAAAACUUGGCCAGAACGUUCUCAGGAACUAUUUCUGUCCUUUGAUCCUGUCAUCCAAAGGAUGAUAAAUGAUGAAUAUGGGGCCACACACAGACGCCACCCUUCUCCUUCAAUUCGAGGAAGGGAUGUCCGUAAAUCCCAUAAGGCUUUUCAAGCACCUACGUUUACAGAUUUACCUGGACCUGGAACUUCUAUAGUUACCACCAUGGAUCGGAGCAGGGCUGUGCCAGUAGGCAUUCCUCUAUCCUCUGGUCCAUUUUUCUCAGAAGUGAAGUCACAUGGAAAUGGUACUGAAAGAACUUUUGAGAACAUUCCACAUGCAAACAAACAGAGGACGCCUGCAAUUCAAAACGUGCUUGCUGGUUUAGAUAUAUCUGAGAAACACAAUUUUCAAAAGAAGCGGUCAGCUAGCUUGGAUUUAGGAGUUGACCCUCUUUCAGUUCGUGGCCUUCCUUUCUUCUCUACUGUCACUGCUUCAGCUGUUACUGCAAAUGCUAUUUUCACUGACUCAACUGCAUCAACUGUUAAAGCUUUUUCAUCUUCAAAUUCAGUGAAGCAAGCUUUAGAGAAACUGGGAGGUGGUUUUAUGGAAGAGCACUCUGACGAAAGGUUUGCCAGGAAAUCAGUAAAUAAGCAUAUUGACAGACAGCAUGUAGAGACAUAUUCUAAGGAUGCCAAUUUUAGGGACUCGCAGGGUAAUAUUAUUCCUAACUUCCAAAGGCCACUUUUAAGAAGGAAUAUAUCUGGUCGAGUUUCUGGAAACAGUAGAAGCUGUCUGAACGAUAAUCAGAUAUUACUUGGUGAAAUGUCAAACUAUGUGGAUGGUCCAGCAUCACUCCAGGAGGCUCUGACAGAGGGUCUCAGCCCAAAUUCUAUUUGGUCUGCUAGGGUUGCUGCUUUUAAUUAUGUCAGAAGUCUCCUGCAGCAGGACCAAAAAGGUGUCCAAGAAGUUGCACAGAAUUUUGAGAAAGUCAUGAAGUUGUUUUUCCAACACUUGGAUGAUCCCCACCAUAAAGUUGCACAGGCUGCUCUCUCUGCUCUUGCUGAUAUAAUUCCAGCAUGUAGAAAACCUUUUGAAAGUUAUUUGGAUCGAAUCUUACACCAUGUGUUUUCAAGGUUAAUUGAUCCCAAGGAAUUAGUUCGGCAGCUAUCUGUAACGAAUUUGGAAGUUGUGAGCAAAGCCUAUGGUAUAGAUUCUCUUUUACCUGCUUUGCUCCGUGCAUUAGAUGAACAGAGAUCACCAAAGGCAAAACUGGCUGUUAUAGAAUAUGCUAUUGAUUCCUUCAAGAAGAAUGCCAUGAAUUCUGAAGGUGCCGCUAAUAGUGGCAUUCUAAAGCUGUGGCUUGCUAAAUUGAUAACUUUGAUCUAUGAUAAAAACACAAAACUAAAAGAAGCAGCCAUUUCUUGCAUUGUUUCUGUACAUACUAACUACGACUCAACUGGUGUUUUACACUACAUCAUGUGUAUGUCAGUCGAAGAGCAAAAUUCUCUAAGGCGAAUUCUUAAGCAGCAAACUCCUCGAAUUGAAAUGGAUCUUAUGAACUUCUUGCAGAACAAGAGAGAAAGGCCACGUCCUAGAAACAUUCAUGAGCCAUCCGAUAUUGGACUCUCUCCUGAGGAUGAAUAUACUGGUGCAUUGAAGAAAGUUUAUUAUUUUGGAAGGUAUUCUUCAGGUUCUAGUGAUAUUGAUAGCGGCAAGAAGUUGUUCUCCAUCCAAGAACCAGCGCAAAUUUUAGAACGUAUUGCUACUGGUUCUGAUGAAAAUGUGGAAUCCACUAUGAGCCACCCUGAUGGUGUUGAUUAUGAAAAUGUUAAGGAUAAUUACUUGCCUUCAUCAUGUUUUGACAUGAAUACAGUGACAAGCUCUAAUUAUCCUGGAGUAAGCAGUUCCAAUGUUGGUAGUGACACUUUUGUUGAUGUCAAUCAUAAUCGUGAGAAGUCCAAAAAUAUAAAGAUUUGCUCUUCUCUAAAAUCACGUAUCAUCAUUCCUCAAAUUCUUCACCAGAUUUCUAACAACAAAGACAGUGCAACUGUUAGACAGCAGGCACUUCAGCAACUCAUAGAGGCUUCCAUGGAUCGUAACUAUUAUUCCAUAUGGACAAAGCAUUUCAAUCAGAUUCUGAAAGUUGUUGUUGAGGUGUUGGAUGAUCCUGAUUCUUCAACUAGGGAAUUCACCUUGCAGUUAGUGGCUGACAUGGUGAACAAACAGAAAGAUGAGAUGGAAGAUUCUAUUGAAAUUGUAAUAGAAAAGUUACUUCAUAUCGCAAAGGAUGCAGUUUCCAAGGUUUCAAUUGACGCAGAGAAAUGCUUAUCUAUUAUUUUAUCAGAAUAUGAUCCUUUUAGCUGUCUGAGUGUUAUUGUAGCCCUGUUAAUCACCGAAGAUGAGAAAACUCUUAUUAUCUGCGUCAAGAAAUUAACCAAGCUUGUGCACCGGCUUUCUCAAGAGGAACUACUGGCUCAGCUACCUUCAUUUUUACCAGUUCUUUUUGAUGCAUUCAGCAAUCAGAGUGCUGAAGUUCGCAAGACUGUUGUUUUCUGCCUGGUCGACAUUUAUGUCAUGCUCGGGAAGGCAUUCCUGCCAUACUUGCAGGAUCUAAAUGGUGCACAGUUGCGUCUGGUGACUCUUUAUGCCAACAGAAUUGCACAGGCCAGAAAAGGAACAUCUGUUGAAGCAAUCAAUUUGCCAACAGCUUGAAUAUGUGAACUAGGGUUUUCAAUGUAUUGUUUAUUCAAUUAAUGAAUUUACAUUUUCAUGUAUAUGUCUUUGGUCUUCUUGUGCUUUUGAGUUGCAAUAGGAGGGUGAAAAUCUAGCAAUAGUAUCUAUUUGUUAAUUGGAAUGGGAGAAAUGGAGCAACUUGUAGAUUGCAAGGCUUUGUUGGGGUUGACCUGUUGCCUUGUCAUACAAGAAAGUGUUCUCUGGCUUGAAUCUGGAUUGUUUUCCAAACUUUCCGUAGUUGGAAUUUUAGUUGUUGAUUGCAAUAGAAUUCCAAGUUAUUUACAUGCCUUUUCCUAUCAAAUUGAGAUUUCAUGAUAAGGAUUACUUUCAUGAUAAAAUAAUGUUUGAAAUUCACAAUGAAAUCAAUUACUAUUAGAUUUAGAAGUUUAGGGUUAAUAUUAAAAAAAAAAA
Durio zibethinus is the source of this 4885-nucleotide messenger RNA. Its product is annotated as CLIP-associated protein-like. The record is from RefSeq and is a predicted model, not a curated record. Gene Ontology annotation, biological process: microtubule cytoskeleton organization. Gene Ontology annotation, molecular function: microtubule binding. Gene Ontology annotation, cellular component: cytoplasmic microtubule. Lineage: Eukaryota; Viridiplantae; Streptophyta; Magnoliopsida; Malvales; Malvaceae.